GAGUAGUUAGCCUUUACCGGAAGUACUGCUAUAUCCACAAACCGAAAACUUGUGUCAUAAAAUCUUACAACUAUUUUUACUGUUACACGUACAAUUCCAUCGAGCAUCAUAUUUUUUUCUUGUUUUGUAGAUUUCUAGAUCUAGUAAAUAUAUACAAUUAAAAAGUCAUGUCUCAGGUACGACAAAUAACAAAUGACACUGACUUCUCCACAGAGCUGAAUAAUGCAGGGAUUAAGCUUGUUGUUGCAGAUUACUUUGCUACAUGGUGUGGUCCCUGUCGUGCUAUUGCUCCAGCUUUUGCAGAGAUGAGCACAAAAUAUCCCAAGGCCGUAUUUCUCAAGAUAGAUGUUGAUCAAUGUCAGGAUACAGCUCAAAGAGAAGGUGUGUCUGCCAUGCCCACAUUUAUAUUUUACCGCAACAAGGUGAAGGUGGACAUGAUGCGGGGAGCAGACGCUACUCUCCUUGAAGAGAAAAUAAAAAAGUGGUACACAGAAGAUGAAGGAGAAGAAGGUGACAGCCCGGUCAAAGGUCAUUUGGAUUUAUCAUCAUUUAUAAGUAAAGCUGCUAGUGAGUGUUUGAAUGAAUCAGAUGAACACAAACUUGAACACUGUCUGUCUAACAAGAAAGGUUACCUUGAAUCUGACUGUGAUGAGCAGCUGAUCAUCAAUGUUGGGUUCAACCAAGCUGUAAAGUUACAUUCGUUAAAACUUCAUUGUCUGGAUGAAAAUGGUCCGAAAAAUGUGAAGCUUUUCAUCAAUCAGCCAACUACCUUAGAUUUUGACUCUGCAGAUUCCAUGGAGUCUAUACAGAUGCUGGAGUUGAAGCCAGAAGACUUGAAAGAAGGAGCAAUCAUUCCUCUCAAAUAUGUCAAGUUACAGAAUGUCUUGAGCUUAACAUUAUUUGUAAAAGACAAUCAAAAUGGUGCUGACACAACUCGCAUUGAUUAUCUAGGUUUCAUAGGAUCUCCAACCAACACCACCAACAUGGCAGAGUUCAAAAGGGUGGCUGGCAAGAAAGGAGAAAGUCACUGAAUCCAAGAUGAACAAUUCUUUUGUAAUUUAUUUCUUGAUACAUUUACAAUUAAAUUUUAUCUUUCCUUGAAACAAAAACUUUCCAGUUGACACUCUGAAACAUGGAUGUGAACACACAAGUAGCCAGGAUGUUGAAAGCAGUUUGUCUUCUUGAUGGAGACUCAAUACAAAAUACAUUGAAACAGAAAGUCAUAAGUUUGAGUACAGUAAUCAAUGACUUUGUUUUUGGAGGGAAAAAAAAGGGGGGGGUUGAUUUAAAAGCACAACAACCUUGCCAUCAAAGAAACUUCGGUUUUGAUAAUUACUUGAGCUGGUCUGUUGACAGAUUUACAUGUCCAUUCCAGGGCACAUCGCUUUCUGUUUGAUUUUAAAUGAUUUUGUCAUGGAAUAAAAUGCAGACAAAUUUAA
Biomphalaria glabrata is the source of this 1439-nucleotide messenger RNA. Its product is annotated as thioredoxin-like protein 1. The transcript is spliced from 10 exons. The record is from RefSeq and is a predicted model, not a curated record. Lineage: Eukaryota; Metazoa; Mollusca; Gastropoda; Planorbidae. Bases 168 to 1031 code for a protein of 287 amino acids.